Messenger RNA from Fraxinus pennsylvanica, 4113 nucleotides. The record is from the annotation of a GenBank genome assembly. Lineage: Eukaryota; Viridiplantae; Streptophyta; Magnoliopsida; Lamiales; Oleaceae.
AUGGCGCUGUUCAGACGCUUCUUCUAUCGGAAGCCCCCGGAUCGGCUUCUUGAGAUCUCCGAGAGGGUCUAUGUAUUUGAUUGCUGCUUCUCCACUGCCGUACUAGAUGAAGAUGAGUACAGAGCAUACAUGAAUGGAAUUGUAGCCCAGCUACAGGACCACUACCCCGAUGCUGCCUUCAUGGUUUUCAACUUCAAAGAAGGGGAGAGGAGAAGUCAAAUAUCAGAUUUAUUAUCUCAAUAUGAUAUGACGGUUAUGGAUUACCCUCGGCAAUAUGAGGGUUGUCCGCUGUUACCAUUGGAGAUGAUUAACCACUUCUUGCGAUCCAGUGAGAGCUGGUUGUCACUUGAGGGCCAACAGAAUGUGCUUUUGAUGCACUGUGAAAGGGGAGGGUGGCCUGUCCUUGCCUUCAUGCUUGCUGGCCUUCUUCUGUACAAGAAACAGUACACGGGUGAGCAGAAGACUCUUGAAAUGGUAUACAAGCAAGCUCCUAGGGAACUUCUUCGUCUUAUGUCUUCCUUAAAUCCACAGCCAUCUCAGCUCAGAUAUCUUCAGUACAUUUCUAGAAGAUAUUUUGGAUCGGAUUGGCUCCCAUCAGAUACACCUCUGGCUUUGGACUGUAUAAUACUUAGAAUUCUUCCUCUAUGUGAUGGUGGAAGAGGAUGCCGACCGUUAGUUCGCAUCUAUGGUCAGGACCCUUCGUCCAGAACAUCCAGUAGAAAUUCAAAGCUUUUGUUUUCAACUUCCAACAUGAAAAAGAAUAUCCGUCUCUAUCGACAGGAAGAGUGUGAACUAGUGAAACUAGAUAUUCAUUGCCGUGUUCAAGGAGAUAUUGUUCUUGAGUGCAUCCAUUUGGAUGAUGAUCUGGUGAGGGAGGAAAUGAUGUUUAGGGUUAUGUUCCAUACGGCAUUUAUUCGGUCAAAUGUUUUAAUGCUGACUCGUGAUGAAAUUGAUGUUCUUUGGGAUGCUAAGGAUCAAUUUUCAAAGGAAUUCAGAGCAGAGGUACUUUUUUCCGAUGCAGAAUCUGGUCCAUCUAUUAUCACCACGGAAGCAGUAACUGAAGACGGGAAUGAAGCAGAAACCGCUUCCCCAGAUGAGUUUUUCGAGGCAGAAGAGAUCUUUAGUAGUGUGGUUGAUGGGCGGGAUGGGAAGGCAGAUUCUGAUACUCGUAUAAUUCAAGCUAGUUCUCAGGAUGAUGAAAAUGCUCAUGAACUAGUCUGGAAGGAUGAUUUGGAUCAUCACACAUUUCAAGAUUGUGCAUCGGAUGAGGGGAGUUACAAACAUGAUGUCAAGAUGGAUGUAUAUAAAAAUAUAUCGAAAGCGUAUGUUUUGCACAAUGGGGAUGUUCAGUUAGAUACUAGGGUAGCCGUCUCUGGAGUGGCAAAUGAUUCAGAAACCAAAGCUGUACAAGCUAGUGCACUUGGCAAAUCAGAAGAAGGCGAGAAUAAACGAAGUCAAGAAGUUCCUUCUUCAAUCAAGAAGAUAGAAAAGGAAGCUUCUCUGCAAAAGCUGGAGGUUGAUAAUAAUAAGCAGAUAGCCCUAAAGAAACAAUCGACUUCCGGUUCAAAACCUGCAGCAGAUGCAGUUGGUACCAAGAAAUCAAAACAACAAGAAUUGCAGGGCACACUUUUAAGGCAGGCAAAGCCAAAUGCAGUAUCUAGGUGGAUUCCUUCUAAUAAAGGUUCUUACACUAAUUCAAUGCACGUAUACUAUCCACCAUCAAGACAUAAUAGUGCUCCAGCUGCACUAACUCCUGGCAAGGAUUCCACACCUGGGGAAAAAUCAAAAUCUGUUACUGCAUCUUCGGAAGCUAUAAUUACAGCUAACAGAACUCAUGCGGCAACUCCACCUCCACCACUGUCAUCUACAAGUAUUACACCUGUUUCUACUUUGCCAACUCCACCUCCACCCCCACCCCCACCCCCAUCACCCUCGUUAUCUUCUCGAAGUGCAGAUUUUACAAAAUCACCACCUUCACCUCCACCUCCACCCUCGCCUUCUAUCACUGGACACUUAAGAGCAACUCCACAGGCAAUUUAUCCCCCACCUCCUCCCCAUUCACGCCCACAUUCCACCUCUUCUAGUUUGCAGAAUGCUAGUAGAGUAUUGCCUCCGCCGCCUCCGCCACAUCUUUGGUCUGUUGGUACUUCUUUGCAUCCACCUUCAGCAAUAUUGAGUUUUCCACCACCACCACCACCACCACCACCACCUCCUCCUCCUCCUCAUGCAUCAUCUUCUCAACGAUCGGUUGUUGGAACACCUUCCUCCCCCCCACUUGCUCCUUGUGUUAAAGCCCCACCCCACCCACCACCACCACAACGUCCUCCUGUUUGUGGAGUCCCUUCUUUUCCUUCACAUGGCACUCCACCUCCACCACCUUUCCCUGGCACUCCAUUGCAACCAUCAUCGUCUCCUUGUGGUGCACCAACACCUCCACCUCCACCCUCUAGAGCAUCACCUCCUCCUCCACCUCCAGUGCGUGGAGCACCCCCUCCUCCUCCACCUCCUCCUCCACGUGGAGUACAAAUUCUGCCUCCUCCAAUGCAUGGGGCCCCAGCACCGCCACCACCUCCUACAAUUGGUGGCAUACUGCCCGCUCCUCCACCCAUGCGUGGAGCACCCCCUCCACCACCCCCUCCUGGAGGUCGUGUACCAAGCCCUCCUGCACCUCCUCCUGGAAGUCGUGUACCAGGCCCUCCUGCACCUCCAGGACCUCCGGGAGGUGCUCCCCCUCCACCAUCCCCUCCUGGAGGUCGCGUACCAGGCCCUCCUGCUCCUCCAGGACCUCCAGGUGGUGCACCUCCCCCACCUCCACCAUUAGGUACGAAAGGACCUGGGAGAGGGCCGCCGCCGCCAGCUGGGGGAGGACAUGGACUUUCACGUUUUCCUGGGAUGUCAACUGCAACUCGAAGAUCUACCUUAAGGCCACUGCAUUGGAGCAAAGUGACUAGGGCAUUGCAAGGAAGCUUGUGGGAAGAAUUGCAGAGUCAUGGAGAGCCUCAAAUUGCACCAGAAUUUGACGUGUCAGAACUUGAGAAUCUUUUCUCUGCCACAGUCCCAAAAUCCAACAGCACAGGAGGCAAGUCUGGAGGGCGUAGGAAAUCUGUUGGAUCUAAACCUGACAUAGUCCAUCUGAUUGACCUAAGGAGGGUUAACAACACCGAAAUUAUGCUCACAAAGGUGAAAAUGCCACUUCCUGACAUUAUGGCUGCAGCACUUGCAAUGGAUGAAUCAAUUUUAGAUGCUGAUCAAGUAGAAAAUCUCAUAAAGUUCUGUCCUACGAAAGAAGAAAUGGAACUUCUAACGGGAUACACAGGUAACAAGGAGAAUUUGGGGAAAUGUGAACAGUUCUUUCUGGAACUGAUGAAGGUGCCCCGAGUGGAAUCUAAAUUGAGGGUGUUCUUAUUCAAGAUUCAGUUCAAUGUUCAGGUUUCAGAUUUCAAAAAAAGCUUGAACACUGUAAACUCUGCUUGUGAAGAGGUGCGGCAAUCCCUCAAACUGAAAGAAAUCAUGAAGAAUAUUUUAGUUCUAGGAAACACCUUGAAUCAGGGAACUGCUCGAGGUUCUGCUAUUGGAUUCAAGUUGGACAGUCUUUUAAAACUCGCCGAUACACGUGCUAACAACAAGAUGACACUCAUGCAUUAUCUUUGUAAGGUUCUUGCAUCUAGGUCACCUGCUCUUUUAGACUUCCACGCAGAUUUUGUUAACCUGGAAGCUGCCUCGAAGAUACAAUUGAAAUUUUUAGCAGAAGAAAUGCAGGCAAUUAUCAAGGGAUUAGAAAAGGUAAAGCAGGAAUUGGCUGCUUCUGAGAAUGAUGGUCCUGUAUCUGAAACUUUUAGAAAGAUGCUAAAUCAAUUCAUUGGUGUUGCUGAGACACAGGUGGCCUCCGUUACAAAUUUGUAUUCUAUUGUGGGACUAAAUGCAGACGCACUGGCUCUAUACUUUGGUGAAGAUCCUGCCCGCUGUCCAUUUGAGCAAGUUACCGCUACCCUCUCAAACUUUGUGAGGUUGUUUCGGAAAGCUCAUGAAGAGAAUGGUAAACAGGCUGAACUAGAAAAGAAGAAAGCUCAAAAGGAUGCUGAGUUGGAUAAUGCAAAGGUCGGUGCAGUUUAA